AAAAGCUGCGACGACAAAAACCUCAUCAAUCCACCACCCAUCUCAACUCUCACACCCUCUCGUUCUUUACCUCCAUUCAGCCUCCUGUAGCUCCUCCUUGGUCCUCUAUCUUGCCACGCGCCGUCAUCCGUCUGCCUGGCUUAUACCUGCUUGUCCCUCCGUCCUUGGACCGACAGCCGCUUGGCUGGAUCUUUUCCUAAGACCUGAGUGCUGUGCACUGCGCGUCGUAGUUCAGCUGGGCUGUCGAAGACAUCUGCUUGACGACCUCUGUUGGUCCUCCGAGUCUCAUCUUCAGCAGCCGGCUUCUAUCGCUCUUGCAUUCACUCACUGCUGCCUUUGCUGCAUCCGUCAGUACUCGGCUAUACGCGCCUGCACUGACCUUUCUCUCUUCCGUAACGUAUCGCGCCAACUUUUCUCUUCUUGCAUUGAACCAGUGUCAUCUACCUCCUGCUUCAUCUUUGCCCAGUCUAGCCGCCGUACGCUUCUACGUACGCGCUCUGCUCAAAACGGCCUGUAGGUCUUGGUAGACAAACUCACUGCGAAACAUGGCCCAGCCACUGCAGGAACUUGCGUCCUUACUGCACUCACUCCAGAGCUUGAAGGCCCCCGGAGUGUCGAAAAGCAAAGUCGACGCCAUCACGAAACUGUGCACCUCCCAAAACCCUCACGUCGACCGCGCCCAGAUCGUCGACGUCAUUGUCCAUGCCUUCAAGAGCAGCGCGCCCACCCACAAGUUGGGUGUCAUGUAUUGUGCCGACUCCGUGAUAAGGCAGUGGAUUGCACAGGGUGGCAACAACGUCGGUGUAGAGCGCUUGACGGCACAUAUACCCUCUUUAAUGGAAGACCUGCUUGCAAGCGCACCUGAAGACCAGAAGGUCCGAAUCAUCAAGCUGAUAGACAUUUGGCUUGGCAGCAAAACUUUUGCUGCAGACAUGCUCAACAGCUACAAGCAGCGACUGAGCACAUCGACCCAAGGUAACACUAAUGACGACUGCUCAGCAUUUUCCCUUCUCUUCCGCUCAGGCACUGACUAUGCAGCUGUUCCCGGAACGCAACCCCCAGCGACUGCGAACCCCAUGAACGGACAAGCAUAUCCUCAGCAUGCCGCAGUAGCCCCGCCAACCAGCGUGAGUAUGCCAAGCGCCGUAGGCACACCUAGUACACUAUCGCAGGCUCAAUUUCAGGCGCCGAAUCUUGGAGGGUUUUCCCAACAACUAGCUACCUUACAAAGCCCGCCAGUAAACACCCAGACUGGAAACACACAGCCGCAGCCUCCUCCCGCCAUGCCGUUCGUGCAACCGCAGGCAGCGGCACCAGUAGUAAUCCCACCAACAGUAGCAAAUGUCAAUCAGGCAGCAGUAGCCCAGAACUCGCAGGCCCCACCUUUGCCUGCGCUAAAUCCGACACAAUUACAGGCCGUGCAGGCCGUAGUCUCCGCCAAUCCUAGCAUUACCGCGGAGCAGCUCAUGACCCUCCUGUCUGCCAUGGGCGUACAGAUUCCCACCGCUGCUCCUGCCUAUCCAGGGCAGGCACCUCCCCAACCGACAGCGCCAGCGUCGGUGGCUCCAGCACCCCAGAACCAGUACGGACCGCCUGGCCAAGACCCUCAGGCAUAUCAGCGCGACCGUAGUCGCUCCCCUGAUUACAAGCGUAGACGUGUGACGCCGCCGAACCGGCGCGAGAGUCCGACAUAUGGUGUAUAUGACCCCAACGCCGCGAAGAGUAGUACACCGCGUGGAGGUGGUGGUGAUGGCAAUGAGUCCGACCGCCGUGAUCGUGGUAGAGGCAAACACGGACGUGAUAACUAUCGUAAGCGAUCGCCACCGCGCGAGAGACUCGCUAGUCCGAGUUUGAUGGGCCUUGGUACGCAGCUCAACGUGUCGAAACCGUACGGAUAUGACAACACUCUGCCAAAUGGCAAGAUCAGAGUUCUGAGUCGUACGCUAUUCGUAGGAGGUGUCAGUGCCUCAGCAAGUGAGGAACAGCUCAUGGACUAUAUUGCUCGUUUCGUUCGCGUGCAGUCUUGCAUCGUUAAUCACGACAAGCGGCAUGCUUUCUUAAAGUGCAUCACUCAUCAAGAUGCCAUUAACGCUAAAGCGGCUGUGGAGCAACGGCCCGAAUCUGAAUACAGACAUCUUUUUGAGCGCAUAAAUUGGGCCGUAGGUUUUGGGCCUACGAAAUACGCGGAUUAUCAAAAAGGCGAAAGCGUUCUGCCCAUUGACGUACUCACUGAUGCGGAUCGGAAAUGGAUGAAAUCAGCCGAGUACGGCGGUACAGGAGGGCUAGAUAUCAAGACUGGCAUGGUUGUUGAAGAGCCCGACAUCGAGAUCGGCGCUGGCCCUUCCUCGAAAGCUAUUUCACGGCGUGGCGGCAAAUCCGGGUAUAGCAGCCGCAGCGGCAAUGACAAUCAUGGAGGAGGUAGCAAACGCGACCGUGGCAACCGCGGGGGACAUCAUGAUGACCAAAAGCAAGGAGGAUUCAAGCAGGAUCGCCAGCCACCGCCCGCCCCGCCAAUGGAAACACACCUGCCCGAGCCCGUAAAUAUUGGACCACCUCCGCCCGUACCGCAGUUUGGAGGACUGCCGUUCCCGAUCCCCCAAUUACCGUGAGAAACCCAUUCUCCAGCGCGUUUGUUCGGGAAUAUGUGAUGCCCAUACGUAGUGCUUGGAAAACAGAACAUACGGACGGUGAUGUAGGCUGUAAGCUGUCGCGUGCCUCCGCAGCACGCUUGGUUCAGGCGUAAAGGAUUGCGGACUGCAUAAGGCCAUACCCCCACUCGGCCGCUCCAUCUACCGUUGAUUAACAUAUUUUCUGCACAUGUAUAAGUUUUGAUCUUUGGGGAAAAGCUUCGGGCGCAAGUCGCAGGUUUGUACAUACGUAAGCUUUGUAACUCGGAGAGUCGUGUAGGAAGCUAUCUAUGACUCGAAUAGUUCGAAGGCCUGUGGAAGUCGGCAUUUAUUUACGCAGAGUGGAAUACUAUUCUUCUUUCUACUUUCAAUUCUUAUUUUUUUUUCUCGGC
Molecule: messenger RNA, 3019 nt
Organism: Verruconis gallopava
Lineage: Eukaryota; Fungi; Ascomycota; Dothideomycetes; Venturiales; Sympoventuriaceae
Exons: 7
Coding region: 546-2609 (687 amino acids)
Molecular function (GO): RNA binding
Source: RefSeq, a predicted model, not a curated record